AUGCCUCCAGACCGACCACCACGAACCCCUGAACGCCCAGCAUCCAUAACCAGCCCCCGAACCAUCGAAGAAGCGUCCAGUAUGUCCGAGGCGCAGAACAUCCCGAGCUCUCGCUCAGAGCCCGCCCUUGGCGGCAUCUCCGAAACCUCGCGGAUACCUUCUGCCGGUGACUCAACGCACGCGUCGUCUGCACUCAGCGGCGAUGGCUACCUGUCGUCGUCGCCAGACACAUCGGGCUACUCGCGCUCUGGCUCUUUCUCCGCUAGCAGCAAGUACGACGAUGACGACGACGAGAGCUUCGUCCCUCCCGACCGCCUCACUAUUUUCGACAUGAUCGAGAACCUCGCGCUCCCGCAACGCCUCGAGCAGUUCCAGCGUUCGAUUUCCGAGCAAAAGACAAAGCUACAGCGGCAACAACAGCGUCUGAAGUCUCAAGGCAUGAACGCAAAGGACCUGGUCAUAGACGAAUGGCGGCGACGCGUGCCUACCGCAGAUGAGCAGCUGGAAAAGUACAAGAAGCGCAUGCACCAGUCUGUCGACCGGCUCGGCCAACGGUGGAAUGAUUCCAAAGCCGUGACCGCGCGCGAGAAGCUUUCCUUCAUCGCCGGUGUGCUCAACAUCUUCAUUAGCGGCUACCUCAUCGGCGCGCAUCCGGAAUGGUUCCCUGCCUGGUACUCUGCGCAGCUUCUCUACUUCAUGCCCAUCCGGUACUACACCUACCACAAAAAAGGAUACCACUAUUUCCUCGCCGACCUCUGCUAUUUUACCAACUUCCUCUUAUUCCUCAGCAUCUGGAUCUUCCCCAACAGCAAACGCUUGUUCAUUAGUUCUUACUGCUUGGCCUUUGGCAACAACGCUGUGGCGAUUGCAAUGUGGAGAAACUCGCUGGUUUUCCAUUCUCUAGACAAAGUCACUUCCCUCUUCAUCCACAUCAUGCCAUGCGCCGCCCUUCAUUGCAUGGUCCAUCUCAUCCCGGCCUCUCUUCAACUCGAGAGGUUUCCGGCGGUCCAUACCAUCAUACACUCCGCUCCGGAUUCUCCGGAGCACUACACGCUCCGCCAGAUGGUGAUUUGGGCCACCGUGCCAUAUGCAAUCUGGCAACUAUCGUACCACUUCCUGAUUACUGUCAGACGCCGCGAUAAGAUCGCUGCAGGCCGGCCUACCUCUUUCACGUGGCUCCGGAAGUCCUAUGGGCCAACUUUGAUUGGAAAGGCGGUUUUAAGCCUCCCCGACGCGUGGCAAGAGCCGGCUUUUAUGCUCAUUCAGUAUUCGUACGCUGUUCUGACAAUGGUGCCAUGUCCGAUCUGGUUUUGGUACCGUUGGGCGUCGUCGGGCUUCCUUAUGACAGUGUUCAUCUGGUCAAUUUACAACGGUGCUAACUACUACAUUGAGGUAUUUGGCAAGCGCUUCCAGAAGGAACUUGACCAGCUCAAACGGGAUGUUGCGAAAUGGCAGAACUCACCGGACUUCAGUGGCGGCUUGAAGACUCCCAACGAGGAGAAAGAUGAGCCGGCACCCAAAUCCGAGGGAGCCGGCGAAAAUAGCUCGCAAAAAUUGAGCACGGGCGCCGCUGCGGGAAUGAACGUCUCGAAUACAGGAAGAAGUGGUAGCUUCGAAGCGAUCCCUCUUCUGGAUGAUACCAAAGGGUCCAGUGGCGCACAAAAACCCGAAGGCAACGGGGAGUUGAGGGAGCGGAAGUGA
Molecule: messenger RNA, 1701 nt
Organism: Lasiodiplodia theobromae
Lineage: Eukaryota; Fungi; Ascomycota; Dothideomycetes; Botryosphaeriales; Botryosphaeriaceae
Product: F-box domain-containing protein
Exons: 2
Coding region: 1-1701 (566 amino acids)
Biological process (GO): phosphatidylcholine biosynthetic process
Source: RefSeq, a predicted model, not a curated record